AUGGCUUCAGAGCCCUCUGCUGCCUACCUGGCAGAAGACCGCAGCCAGCCCGCCCUGAUCGGAAUCGUGGUCGUCACGGCCCUGUCAGCGGUAGUCGUUAUCGUUCGGCUUUAUGCACGACGAGUCCUGGUUCGCGGGCUGGGCUGGGAUGACCUUUUUAUCGUGCUUGCGCAGCUAGUCAGCUGGGCAACAAUGGCCCUCUGCUCGCAGAUCCUCCGCUACGGAUCUGGCCGGCACCUUGUCGCGCUUUUAAAGACCCCAGAAACCCUGGUGCGCAUGUACAAGUGGCUCGUCACAACACAAAUGGUGUACAUGUUCAACCUUUGGCUCUGCCGCGUCUCCGGGCUGACCUUCUACGCGCGACUGAACCCUAUGCCGCGAUUCAUCCUGUACCUGCGCCUGUCGUUUGCGUUUGUGACGGCCGUCUGGGCCGCGCAGAGCUUGAUCAUUGCGCUGCAAUGCAUCCCACUCGAGGCGCUGUGGGAUAAUUCUAUUACUGACAAGAAAUGCAUGGGUUCCGCCAUGGUGUUUAUAUCUACGGGCGCUCUGACGAUCAUUGUCAUGGGGUUGCAGGCGAAGACGGCGAGGAAAUUGGCACUACUGGGAAUCUUGUGUUUUGGGGUUUUAACCUCCAUCCUCCGCAUGGUAUCCAUGAUCGUCUCCGUCCAACACGAAGACGACGCAACCUGGUACUUCUCACCCGUGGUCGCCUGGACAUGCGCCGAGAUCAGCGCCGCGAUCAUCGCCCUCUCCCUGCCCGCACUACGAGCCAUAUUCGGUUUCUUGAAGGAACACCACUCGACGCGCGGCAAAAGCAAUUCGUACCCAAAUACGGGUUCGGGGUCAAAGGGAAUCGGGCUAGACUCGCUUUCUAAGUCGGCAACCAAGCAGCCAAAAGUGUUCCAUGGGAGCGGAGUCUAUGAUAACACGGUUGAUAUUGGGGUUGGGAGGAGUCCAAGUCAGGAGGUUCUCUGGAACGGAUACGGGGACCGAAGUUAUGGGAAUAGGGGUAAUGGGAGUCCGAGGGAGAUUAUGAUCACAGAGACAGUGGAUGUGGAAGUUGGAAGGGGGUAG
Molecule: messenger RNA, 1074 nt
Organism: Aspergillus nidulans FGSC A4
Lineage: Eukaryota; Fungi; Ascomycota; Eurotiomycetes; Eurotiales; Aspergillaceae
Exons: 4
Coding region: 1-1074 (357 amino acids)
Cellular component (GO): membrane
Source: RefSeq, a predicted model, not a curated record